AUGAAGUACUCUAUCGUUUUCUCUGCCGUGCUUGCUGGCCUUGCCAUGGCCUCUCCUACCAAGCCCUCUGACUGCAAGCCCAACGAGCACCGCGACAACCACGGCAACUGCGCUGCCAACAUGGUCACCCGCGAUGUCCACCUCGCUGAGCUUGGCCAGGCUUGCCACAUCAACUCAGACUGCACUGCUGGCCUUGAGUGUAUUAAGGACAUCUGUGCCAAGGUCAACAUCAAGCGCGAUGGUCCCCUUGGUCAGCAGUGCCAUACCGACAACGAGUGUGCCAAGGGCCUCGUUUGCGAGAAGGACGUCUGCCUUAGCCCGAAGAGCAAGCGUGAGAACGCUGCUCCCCAGGGCCAGAACUGCCACGCCACCUUCGACUGCCGGGAGGGUCUUGUCUGUGAGAAGGACACGCAUUGCCCUCAGAGACAAGCGCGACCUUGCAAGUUGAACGGAGACUGCGUCAAGUGCCUUGUCUGCAACUACGACAACACCUGCGUUGCCCCCAAAGACAAGCGUGCUGUCAUCGGCGACGAGUGCGAGACCGAAGCUGACUGCCAGAGUCCUAACAAGCUGAUUUGCCAAGUUGUUAAGGGCAACAAGGUCUGCGCCGCCCCCCAGAAAUAA
Molecule: messenger RNA, 624 nt
Organism: Penicillium argentinense
Lineage: Eukaryota; Fungi; Ascomycota; Eurotiomycetes; Eurotiales; Aspergillaceae
Exons: 4
Coding region: 1-624 (207 amino acids)
Source: RefSeq, a predicted model, not a curated record